This is a messenger RNA of Ricinus communis (castor bean), 4871 nucleotides long. RefSeq lists its product as uncharacterized. Gene Ontology annotation, cellular component: membrane. The transcript has 4 exons. NCBI's taxonomy places the organism in Eukaryota, Viridiplantae, Streptophyta, Magnoliopsida, Malpighiales, Euphorbiaceae. The coding region runs from base 304 to 4332 and encodes 1342 amino acids. The record is from RefSeq and is a predicted model, not a curated record.
GGCGUUGGACAGCAACCAAAGAAAAGGGGGGGUGGGGGCAGUUUGAUAAUUUUAACUGAUGCACCAUUUCUUUCUUUCUGGAGGCCAUUCAUUUGCUUUAUUAUUUAUUUAUUUAUUAUAAUUAUCACUUUCUCAGUGUUGGUGUUGUUUGCUGUGCUUCUUUUCUAAGCUCUUCCUUUUCACUUUUUUCUUGGGGCCCUUCAAAUCAAACCCUAGCAUUUUCUUGUUUUUCUAUUUUAUUUUUUAAUAACCAAAAAAAGAAAGGAAAAAAAGUUCGCAGAUGAUUUCUCUCCUUUCUUUGGUAUGGAGUUUCAUGCUUUAACAACGAUCACAGCUCCUCCUCAACGGAUACAGCAGCAGCAGCAGCACUCCAUGUGCUACUUCCGGGGAUUGUUUCACCAGGUCAAAGCAUUCCUUUUUAUUCUGGUUUUGUCAUGUACCCUUUUUUUUCCUGCUACAUGUGGACCAUGCUUGGAUGGUGGGAUGCAAAAAUCAGCUGAGCAUGAUGGAUGUGGGUCUUAUGGAGAUGAUAGCGCUGUGGAUUCUCAAGAUGUUAUCGUUGCUGAUGCUGGUUCAGGCUAUCAUGAUGGAAGUUCAAUGACUCGCUUAAGUAUCAAGAGUAUAUGUGCCAAUUCACAUUCGUUCUGCUUUCCUUCAACAUUGUCUGGCCUUUCAUCUAAAGAACACAGGCUCAAGGUAGACUCUUCAAAAGCUUCUAGGACUGAAUCUGAGAGUCUGUCAUCUGUAGAACUAACUCAGGGGAGCAAGGGGGCUAGUAACAGCAGCUGGUUGUCAGAUUCUGGUUUGUUUGAGUUAUUAAGUGGGCAGACUGUUUUUUGUUCUUUGAACUCCAUGGACGGUGUCAGUGAGUUAUCAUCCAUGCAAUCCAGUAGUGCUAAUCAAAAUGAUCUUUCUUCGUGUAGGGGUCCUCUAACGAUUAAGAAGAGCACAGGUCUUAGGCUGAAUAUGAACUCCGAGUUGACAAAAUCUAGUUCUUUUGAUGUUUUUUCAUCAUCCCAUGUAGAAAUUAGCCCUCCAGUUCUUGAUUGGGGACAUAAGAAUUUGUAUUUUCCCUCAGUAGCUUUCUUAACAGUAGCUAAUAUGUUUAAUGACAGCAUUUUAUAUGUCUAUGAACCGUUUAGUACCAAUAUACAGUUCUAUGCCUGCAAUUUUAGCGAGUUUUUUCUAAGACCUGGCGAAGUAGCUUCAGUUUGUUUUGUGUUUUUACCAAGAUGGCUGGGCUUGUCCUCAGCUCAUUUGAUCUUGCAGACAAGCUCUGGUGGGUUCCUUGUCCAGGCUAAAGGUUAUGCUGUAGAGUCCCCUUACAAGAUUAGUACUGUGAUGAACCAAGAUUCUUCUUGUAGUGGAAGGCUGAUUACAAAUUUGUCUUUGUUUAAUCCUCUCAAUGAAGACCUAUAUGUGAAGGAAAUAAGUGCGUGGAUAUCUAUUUCUCAAGGGAAUGCUUCCCAUCACACUGAAGCAAUCUGUAGUCUAGCAAACUUUCAAGAAUCUAACGGGCUCAGCCUGUUGAAUGUUGAGGAUUGGUUGAUUGUGAAGAGUGACCUAGUUGGUUCUCCAUUGAUGGCUAUGAGGCCCCAUGAAAAUUGGGACAUUGGUCCUUAUGGUUGUGAAGCUGUUAUAGACAUUGACUUCUCAUUUGAAUCUGAAGCACAUAUUCUUGGUGCUUUGUGUGUCCAGUUACUUAGGUCUUCUCAGGAUAAGCCUGAUACCAUUUUGGUUCCUUUGGAAAUUGAUCUGGAUGGAAAAGUUGCAGGUAACGGUAUCACAGAUUUGGUUUCAGUUUCUCUUGAGGCUCUGCUUCCAUCUCAUUCUAGCAAAACUCUUAUUGCAAUAUCUUUGAGAAAUGGAGCUUCUCAUGUGCUAAGAGUUGUCAAGAUUAGUGAAGUUCCAGCAACAAAAGUUUUCAUGAUGAAGUACAUUCAUGGCUUGCUACUUUUCCCCGGAACUGUUACACAAGUUGCUACAAUUACAUGUACUCAACUGAUUGAUGAAUUACAUGAUUCCCCACCUGAAAUAUCCAAUGUAAAUAAGAACUGCAAAUUAGUUAUAUUGACAAAUGACUCGAUUAGUCCUCAAAUUGAAAUUCCUUGCCGGAACUUAAUUCGUAUUUGUUUGAGGCAUCAAAGGGAUUCAUCCAUAGGACUUGAUUGUCAGUCUGAAAAUGCUGAAUCUGAUAAUAGAAGGACAGGAUCAUUGGACAGUAGCACACAGUUGCCAUCAGAGAUCAUGGCAUUGGAGACCAUGGAAGGAGAUGAAUUUGUUCUAGAGAACUGGAAAUCUCAAGGCACCACAAACAGCAUGUCUGUACUUGAUGAUCAUGAAGUACUCUUCCCAAUGGUUCAGGUUGGAACACAACACUCUAAGUGGAUCACUGUAAAGAAUCCUAGCGAACAGCCAGUUAUAAUGCAGCUCAUUCUUAACUCGGGAGAAAUUAUUGAUGAAUGCAGGGGUAGAGAUGGUCUUGUACAGCCCCUUUCUCUAGGUAAUUUGGUUCAUAAUGAGUUCACUGCGUCUAAGUAUGGCUUCUCUAUGUCAGAGGGUGCACAAACAGAGGCCUAUGUUCAUCCUUUUGGUAAAGCAUCUUUUGGGCCAAUUUUCUUUCAUCCUUCAAAUAGAUGUGGGUGGACAAGUUCUGCACUGAUAAGGAACAAUCUUUCUGGUGUGGAAUGGUUACCUUUGCGGGGAUUUGGAGGAUCACUUUCUCUUGUCCUGCUUGAGGGGUCUGAGCCUGUUCAGAGCAUUGAAUUUAAUCUUAAUUUACCAUUUCCGCUAAAUAUGUCUGCUCCAGAUCUGCUAACUCACACAGAGGAUACUACUUAUGCUUGUUCUCAGCCAUUAUCAAAAGAGCUGUAUGCCAAAAACAUGGGGGACUUGCCUCUUGAGGUGAAAAGGAUUGAAGUUUCUGGAACAGAGUGUGGGUUGGAUGGUUUUGUGGUUCAUACUUGCAAAGGUUUUUCACUUGAACCGGGUGAAUCAAUGAAGCUUCUGAUAUCAUAUCAGUCUGAUUUUUAUGCAGCAAUGUUACAAAGAGAUCUUGAACUGGCAUUGGCUAGUGGAAUCCUUGUGAUACCGAUGAAGGCAAGUCUACCUUCGUACAUGUUCAAUCUUUGCAAGAAAUCUGUAUUCUGGAUGCGGUUGAAGAAAUUCUCUGCAAUGGUUCUUCUUUCUGCUUCCUUGAUCUUUCUGAUAUUUUGUUGCAUAUUUCCCGAAGUCAUCAAUUUUGGCUCUCAGGACUACUCGUGUAAGAAUGAGAAAAAUUCUAUCACCGCCAUGAGAAGUUCUGGAAAAUCUGCUCGCCUUCAUCAUAACCAGAGAAAUAGUAAAUUCUCUGUAUCUACUGAACUGGAUGGCUUAUUAAGAUCAACCGCAGAAGGAAAAACCUCAAAGGACGAAUCUGGCUUCAAGUAUCCUGAUCGUCAACUUGGAGGUCCAGACCAGGGAAUUAUUGUUCAGAACGGGAUACCAGUUCCAGAACAUCACAAACAAGUUCCAUCUUUAUUGUCGAAAUCUGUAGUGGCUGAGAAUUCUUCUAUUGCCCUUGAAGCUUCCCAACCUUGUAAUCUUACCGUCAAGAUUGGAAAAGAGAAAGGAAGAAGGCGGAGGAAGAGAAAAGGUGUUACUGCAGGUUUAACAGGACUGUUUGAAGUGUCAAGUAGUCAAAGUGGGAACUCUACGCCUUCAUCUCCAUUGUCUCCUCAAACAUCUCUUACACCUAAUCGUACUUUGUCAACAUUUCAUGACACAGAUCCUAUUGAGGCCAGAACCUUAUCCACACAAGUGGCUGACCAACAAUGUAAGAGGGCACAGGUGGCUGAACCCACUGCCAAGGAAACUGUACCAGAGUCCAAGUAUUCUUUAAAACGCUGCAGCAGCAGCAAUUGCUUCUCAUCUAAUCCAGAGCCAUCUUCAUUGCCAAGAGAAACUACUACUAAGCCUGUUUUAUUGCCUUCUGCUACUUUUUGUUCCGCUGGCAGGGCAGUCUCUAAUGUGUUGUCCUUGGCUCCUUCACCAGCUUCAACAGCUACAAUUGCUCCUCAUGCUCGAGCUCCUGGGCCCAAACCAUAUAACCAGAAAAAGGUAGAAGAAAGGGUAGGCGAUGAAUAUACAUAUGAUAUCUGGGGUGACCAUUUUUCUGGACUCCAUUUAGUAGUAGGUAGUUCGGAGGCUACAACCAUGAAAACUAUAGCGACAGAAAACAAUUCCAGUAGCUUCUUUGUAAGGGGUCCACAAGCCCUUGUGGCAGAAUCCCAACCCAAAUCGCGUAUUGAAGCUAAAUAUGGGCGUGUGGGCGCUAAAGGGGUGUCAGUUUAGUUGGGAUGCAGCGCAUCCUUCUUUUCCAACUUUUAUUUAAAUAAAAGUUGAAAUCAUCUAUUUCGGACCAAUCGGGAACUAAAGAUGUCGAGAGGAAGCACCGGGAAAGCUUGAAUUCAGCAUCUUCGACACCCAGGGGAGUUUGCAGAUAUUGCCGAUGUCAAUCACGCUUGAGAACCCAAGUCAUAGGUUUUAUCUUUGUCCAUUAAGGCAACAGGUUUGCAAUUAUAUAUCUAAUUGUUUUAUCAUUGUCUCUUCUUUCUAGCCAUAGCCUGCACUUUGAGUGGAUUGAGGAACCUUAUUCUAGCAGAGUGAAGGAAGGUGUACACUUGAGGUAAUCAAUAAAGAAGUGUUGUGGGAGUUUAAGUUGAAAACUGAACAUGCUACUAACGGCGUUCUUCAGCAAAAGUUAAAAAAAUUUAAUUGAUAAUUAGGCCAAAAAAGAAACGUAUAUGUAAAGAUUAUGAUCUCACUUGUACAAAAAUGUAAACUGUUUAUUUUAAAUAUAAUAUUAUUUAUCACUUAAUUUUAUCUUUUCA